Molecule: messenger RNA, 2448 nt
Organism: Limulus polyphemus (Atlantic horseshoe crab)
Lineage: Eukaryota; Metazoa; Arthropoda; Merostomata; Xiphosura; Limulidae
Product: transcription factor cwo-like
Exons: 6
Coding region: 204-1760 (518 amino acids)
Biological process (GO): regulation of neurogenesis; regulation of circadian rhythm; anterior/posterior pattern specification
Cellular component (GO): nucleus
Molecular function (GO): DNA-binding transcription factor activity, RNA polymerase II-specific; protein dimerization activity; RNA polymerase II cis-regulatory region sequence-specific DNA binding
Source: RefSeq, a predicted model, not a curated record
GAAAACUAUAACUUAAGCACGGUGCCAACUGUUCCGAAUAUAUUCAGUCAUGCGAACGUGAUAAGCCGAAGCGAGCGAAGUCAACUUGUAAAAUGGUUGAUUCAACAUAAUAAAUUUUAAAUUAGUAUUAUUUCAUAGCUAGCAAGAAUCUCUUAGAAGUUCUUUUGGGUUUGAAAUUGAAGGUUUAUUUACAAAGUUUUAACAUGGAUAACUUAAAACUAGCAGACAGCUGUUGGGAAGAUUCGAACUUCAAUCAUAAAGUGAAGAUUGAGCGAAACCUGAACUUUGCUGCCAUGGAUGCACGUGGAAGUGAAAAUGAAGAAUUUGCAUUUUUACGGAAAAGAACGAUUCGGGACCCAAUGUCACAUCGUAUAAUAGAAAAAAGAAGACGAGAUAGAAUGAACAACUGUCUAGCUGACCUAAGUCGCCUUAUUCCCACAGUAUACCUUAAGAAGGGUCGAGGAAGAAUAGAAAAGACUGAAAUCAUUGAGAUGGCUAUUAAGCAUAUAAAACUCCUUCAAGCUCAGUCUUCCCAAAGUUCAGAAUCGUGUGAAGUAGCUGAAAAGUGGAGGAAGUGGCACUACCAACUUGGAUUCCAAGAGUGUAUGUCUGAAAGUUUGCUCUUCAUGGUGGAAAGGGAAGGUCUUUGUGGCAGAAAAGGACUCUGUGUUAGGCUCGUCAAUCAUCUGCAACAGCACUAUGAUAAAGUGGCUCGAGGAAUAUGUUACAAAAAUGAUGGAAUAGUAACAUCUGUUUCAUCCAGUGAGAAAUCUCAAGGCUUUGCAAUGAACAUCAAACCACAAACUUCUUUCCCAGCUGUGGAUCCACGUGAGUCGGCUUCAUCCUCUUUUGAACAAGAGGCCCAACUACAUCUGGAGCAGUCUAAUACUCCUAUAGGAGUGGCUCUUCCUCAAAGUGAUAGCAAAACCUCCGUCUCUUCAAGCAUUGCUACAACUAGCUCUGAUGAGAGUCAACUGAGAGAGAUGCUACAAAAGCCAGGUGUGCCUUUGGAGCACAUCCGCUGCAACACUACAUGUAGUGAUCACAGUUCUUUCCCUAAUGUGCUCACUUCUGGCAACACGGUAGGACACACAAUACCCAAAUUUGCUGCCAAAGGGGAAGAGGUCUAUAAUUUUAAAAAGAACAUAAAAGAACGGUUUACAGCAGACUUGCAGCAGCACAGAUUACCACCAGAGGGUGAGGAAGAAAUCUCCGAUUUGUCUGCAAAAUCAAACUUAUGCUCACGAGAAGAUUCCGUUCUUUCCCAUCCUGUUUCAGUCAUCCAUGCUGGCCAACCUGAGCGAAGAAUUUCUGAAAUUAGUCCCUCUUCAAGUGGAUCGUGGAACAGUAAUAUUGAAUAUUGCAACAGCUGUGAAUCUAACCCAAGUCCACCUUCCGUUAUCAAGUGUAAUGGCGGUGGCAGCAGUUCCGGUUAUAGCACCAGUAACGAGAUGUCAUACUCUCCUAAAACAAAGGAACUUUCAUCUUUUUACCAGCCUGAGAGUGUCUUGGUUCACGGUUCUAGAACACCCAUCUUUGCUCUGCAUCCGAAGGGUAACUUCUACAUUCCACUCUCCCUCGAUUUGUCACUUCUUGCUCCUAUCAUCAACUCUUUUGAUAACAACAUCCCUGUUCUACACCCAGUUAGCAUUUCUGUGAAUUUCAGUUUUGGUCAACGAGUGACAAUAAGUGAUAGAGACGAGUAUGGCAUGUGGCAGCAGAAUUAUAUAGAUUGUCUCCCUGAGCAUUGUGUGGAAUAGAGAUAAAACAUAGUUUACCAUUCCCUCUGUUUUGUAGUUAAUUUGUAUGCAAUGAGCUAUGUCUUAUACAAGAAAAUAAUGAAAUUAUACAGCUGAGGUAAUAUGUGACCAAGCACACAUGAAUUUUUAUAUCUGUUUAAUGUUUUACUGUAGUAUUUAUGUUGAAUCUAAUGACAGAAAGAAUUUGUAACAAUUUUCAUCUUAAGUGGCCAGCAUAUUAUUGUAUUUGAGGCUUUAUCUGAAGUGUACCUCGACCUAAGCUACACAGAACAGAAGUUGUAAAUGUGAGCCUUUAUCUGAGGUAUACCUUUACCUCAGCUGAAACUGUAACAACAGAGGUAUAUGAGGUGGUUGUUAGGAUUCUAGAAGAGAUUAUAUUGUGAUGGUCAAUACCACUAUUCGUUGGUAAGAGUGUUAGCAGUGGGUGGUUGCCUUCCCUCUGGUUGGCAUUUCAAAAUUACAGUGGCCUUCGUAACUUUGCCAUAAACAUAAUUUAAGUUAUUUUAUUAAGUUAAAUCUUCAUUAGUAAUAAAAAUAAUUAAUUUUUAAGCACCAGAUUAUACUGAAAUAACUUGAAGCCAUACAAAAUUGUAUGCAUCUAACUGUAUAUUAAAUACGUUAGGAAAUACCGAGAACUUUAAAAUGUAAUUAAUAUUGAAAGUGGGGAAUAUAUAAAUCUUAGAAAUCC